Messenger RNA from Endocarpon pusillum Z07020, 1374 nucleotides. RefSeq lists its product as uncharacterized. Lineage: Eukaryota; Fungi; Ascomycota; Eurotiomycetes; Verrucariales; Verrucariaceae. The transcript has 4 exons. Bases 1 to 1374 code for a protein of 457 amino acids. Gene Ontology annotation, molecular function: heme binding; peroxidase activity. The record is from RefSeq and is a predicted model, not a curated record. Gene Ontology annotation, cellular component: cytosol.
AUGGCGGCAGUCAACCUCGACAAUGUGCAAGGUGAUUUGUUUAGCCGUGGCUUCCCAAAAAUCAAGGAAACGUACUACUUUUUCUCGAUCGUGCCAGGCAAAGAGAAGGAUUUCUCCACCGCGUUAGCUGCUUUGGGGAACUCAGGGAAGAUCUCAAGUCUGAAAAAAGUCCUCGACGACUGGGUCAAAGUGGAUGGCGCGCCCAAAAAUGAAAUUGUCCCCGUCUCGAAUGCCUUAAUUGCUUUUUCAAAGACAGGCUUGGACAAGAUUCAAACAGGCUUGACUGGGCGUGGACUAGACUUGGACAACCUCACAACGUCAGAUCCUGCGUUUGCCGCAGGCAUGGCAAGAGACGGUCCGGAAAACUUGAACGACCCGGCUCCUACCAGCUGGGAUCCUCUGUUCAACGCAUCGCCAAUUCAUGGAAUACUCAAAGUCGCCGGACAUUGUCAGGAAAUAGUCAACAGCAAGUUGGACGAGAUCAAGAAAAUUCUUGGCUAUCCUAAUAUUAUCGCUGACAUAGCCGCGCAAUCACUCCCGACAAGCGCGAACUCAAGGGUUGACGGUCAAGUCAGACCUAAAGACCAAGGCCUCAACGGCCGUGAGCACUUCGGUUUCGAAGACGGAGUCUCACAACCCUUGUUGAAGGGCAUCAACGAGGACGCGGCUUUCAAUAAGGAUACGUUCAUGCCCCGCCGCGGCCGCAGCCCACAUUGCGGGGAGUGGACCCUACAAAACGUCCCGCGUGGAUGGUGGAAGGCAGCUUUCUCGUCUUUCGCAAGCUCGAGCAAAACGUUCCGGGGUUUAUUGAGCUCACCAAGAAAUUCAAAGAUGGAGCUUGCACAAACGCUGAUCACUGUGGUGCAAAGUGCGCCUAUCGUCUUGUUCCCAGAUCAAGACGCGACUAGUGAUCCUGUUGCCAGCAACGACUUCAAAUUUACUAACAACAAUGUCUGUCCGCUAGCUGCGCAUAUCCGCAAGACGAAUCCCCGCGACGAUUCCGUCUUCACUAGGAACGCUCGUAUCGUCCGAAAUGGGAUCCCGUAUGGAUCCGAAUUCUCUGUCGAUGAGAGCGGCAAACGCGGUCUUCUCUUCGCAUGCUACCAGAGCAGCAUUGAUAAUGGGUUCCAAUUCAUCCAGAAGAUAUGGAUAAAUAAUCCUGAGUUCCCCGAGGCACCAAGUACCGCUGGGUUCGACCCUUUCACCGCUCAGCCACCCAAUGACGGGCAAUUACACAUCACUAUGUUUGACCCGAGCGAAAAGAAACUUGAUACUGGACUUGGGCAUUUUCCCAAACUGGUAACAAUGAAGGGUGGCGAGUAUUUCUUUGUGCCGUCUAUCUCUGCGUUGACGGGCACAUUGGGCAGUGCUUAA